AUGUCGCCAGCAGCAACCACCUCUGACGUCGAAGCCAUCUUCCGCUUCAACGACCCAGAUCCUGACAUCACUGCGGAGGAUCGUGCAUUGUUUGCCAUCGCUGCGGCUAAGACCGUAACAGAGAAGAAGCUGACUCUACACGACCUCCGCACAGCCAAUCAUCUCCCCUCGGACUCAGAGUGUCUCCAUAAGCAUGGCUUCACUGUGGUCCGCAAUUCAGUCGACACGAACGCCUGGUCUUCAGCUGAAAACAUCGACAGCAUCUACAUCCCAGCCAUAAGCAGCCUGUUGAAGGAUUUAACUGGCUGUAAGACCGUCCUCGUGAACAACGUUGCGUUCCGUCGCAAGCGUGUCAAACAACAAGCCGACCCCAAAUUCUACCACAAGCCAGGUGGCAUGCUGGAUACUUUGGCCAAAUCCAUGCCCACCGACCGGCCAUUCAUCACACCCUUCGAGGUCGAAAAGACCAUCGAGCCAGCCCGCGGCAUCCACGUCGACUACACACUCACUGGUUUGCGCAACACGAUCCGACACUGCCGAGCAGAUUUUGCCGAAGCUGGCGCCGAGCACCUCCGCGCACUGGAUGACAACAGCCCGACACGGGGCCCUAGGGUAGCCGCAUUCAGCAUCUGGCGCCCACUGAAGACAGUAACUCGAGACCCGAUCGCCGUACUCGACUACAAGACGGCUACGCCUUCGAGGUGGAAGACAUUCGAGUACCGCAGCCCGGGCUACAAGGGAGAGUUUCUGCUCGAGGCCACGGCAGUGAACGCGCCGGACGAAGACGAAGCGGAUGAGCCAAAGUUCUACUACGUUUCUGAGCAGAGACCCGACGAGGUCAUGAUCAUCAAGUUUGCGGACUCGGAGAGUGAGAUUGACUCGGACGUGGCGGCGGGGUGUGGGCAUGGAAGUCCGGCGAUCGUGGGUCAGUAUGGGGAGACGAGGGAGAGUAUUGAGGCUAGGGUGUUGGCUUUCUGGUAG
Messenger RNA from Cyphellophora europaea CBS 101466, 981 nucleotides. RefSeq lists its product as uncharacterized. Bases 1 to 981 code for a protein of 326 amino acids. The record is from RefSeq and is a predicted model, not a curated record. The transcript has 2 exons. NCBI's taxonomy places the organism in Eukaryota, Fungi, Ascomycota, Eurotiomycetes, Chaetothyriales, Cyphellophoraceae. Gene Ontology annotation, molecular function: oxidoreductase activity.